AUGCCCAAGUGUACAGCCCCAAAGAAAUCGAGGCAACGAAUGAGCUUGGAAGAGUACAAUGAAGUGUGUCUGGAGUCGGACAACUUUAUUAAAAUCGCAGAACGUCAGCUCAUCACCACUAUGGGAAUGACAGGUGAUGAUAGAUUUAUUAGCGCAUUUGAAUGGCAAAACAAGUGUCAGCGUUAUAAAAACAUAAUGAGAUCUUUUUUGAGAAAAUCUGAUUUUCUGCCAUAUCAAAAAUCAAGAUGCUUGAAUUUAAAUCAGAAGCUCGAAUACUUGCGAUGCCAUUUUGAUGUUUUAAUGAAACGUGGUGCGGGUGUGCAAAUGGAGACUGAUAGAAUGAAGUGGGUGGAUUUUGAGGGUGCGUUUGAUGGUCGUUUGCAAACAAGUGCUAUAAUUAACAUCGAUUACGUGGAUAUUAACGAAUUCCUUGAUGAUGCUUUUGCCUUAUUUCAAAGCAACAUUCAAAGGGCUUUAAACAGGUUUGGUCCGCUAAAAGUGUAUACCGUUUUGGGUGCAAAAUUCAAAAAAGAUUCAAUUGGUGGUGGGGAAGAACUUUCUGAUUUAAAGACGUUUAUAGCUAAAACCGAUGAAAUUCUAGUUACAACCCAACUAGAUGAAUGGUACAAUGUUAAUGUCAAACAACCGACUUUGAGAAGAAUUGAAGAAUUCCAAGAGAAAGACUCUAAUUGGAGACUUGAUUCAAUUCAAAGACUGGAAGUUAACAUUAACAAAUUCAAUCCCAUGCAUGCUGGUUCUUAUAUCGAUUUACCACUUUCCAUUAAAAAAAGAAAAGCAUGUAUUAACGUUCAAAAUUCAGAUAACGAAUGUUUUAAGUGGUCAAUUUUGUCAGCCUUGUACCAAGUUGAAAAUCAUUCAGAUCGAGUUGCAAAGUACAGACCUUAUGAGCAUGAACUUGACUUCACUGGUAUUGAGUUCCCUGUUGCACUGAAAGAUGUUUCAAAAUUUGAGGCUCUCAACAACAUUUCUGUAAAUAUCUAUGGACUUGUCAAGAGGGAUGAAAAGUUUACAGUGGCACCUCUGCAUCUUUCCAAACAAAAGAAGGUUACUCACGUAAACCUUCUUCGAAUUGAAGACCACUAUAUUGACGAAAAUCUCGAUGAUGAUGUAGAGGAUAACAAAGAAUCCAUCAUCUCUUUCAACUACCAUUAUGUAUGGAUCAAGGACUUGUCGAAGCUUGUGAGCAGUCAACUGUCAAAACACAAUGGCAAAAAGUACAUUUGUGACCGUUGCCUACAUUAUUUUCGAGAUGAAGUAAAACUAUCCGAGCAUGAAGAAAACUGUCGAAAGAUGAAUGAAACGAGAAUUGUGCUGCCAGAACCAGGGAAAAAUUUUGUUGAGUUUAAAAAUUUCCAAAACAAGGAGCGCGUACCUUUUAUCAUAUACGCAGAUUGUGAGAGCCUCUUGCUUCCUUCUGAUGUGCAACAAGAACCGAGCAAUACUGAGGUCUUUCAAAAUCAUGAAACUCUCAGUAUUGGAUAUUAUGUGAAAUGUGCCUUCGAUGACUCUAUGUCUGUAUACAAAGCAUCUCCUAGAGAUGAGAAAAACCCGGCUAAAUGGUUUUCAACAGAGUUAAAAAACUUGGCUGACAAUCUUGACACUUUAUUUAAGAAUCCGGUACCAAUGGAAGUGUUAAGUCGACAAGAGCUAACUGAUUUUCGAUUUGCAAGUAUAUGUCAUAUUUGUAAAAAGAAAUUCAAGCCUGGGGAUGUAAAAGUAAGAGACCAUUGCCAUCUAACAGGGAAGUACCGUGGGCCCGCACAUCAAGAUUGUAACAUUAAUUAUCAUGAAUCGCAAGUAAUACCUGUUGUCUUUCACAACCUAAGUGGUUAUGACGCGCAUUUCAUUAUUGAAUCUAUUGCUACAGAAUUUGAUGGUAAAGUUGAACUGCUUCCUAUAAACAAAGAGAAGUACAUUGGCUUUACGAAAAACAUUAAAGGUAGUUUUAUCAAGUUUCGUUUUAUUGACUCUUUUAAAUUCAUGGCAUCAUCAUUGGACAAGUUAGCAUCCUAUCUCGACGAGUAUAAAAUUGUUCAUUCAGUUUUUUCGAAUUACAGUGCUGACAAAAUUCAGUUGUUAACGCGAAAAGGAGUUUUUCCCUAUGAGUAUAUUGACUCGAGGGAAAAACUCGACGAAACUGAACUGCCAUCAAAAGAAAAAUUUUAUAGCACUUUGAAUGAUUCGAAUGUCUCCGAUGAGGAUUAUGCUCAUGCGCAAAAAGUGUGGAGUGAAUUUAAUUGUCAAAAUCUCGGCGACUACGUGUAUUUGUAUAUGCAAACCGAUGUAUUGUUACUCGCGGAUAUUUUCGAAAAUUUUAGGAGUCAAUGUUUAAUCGCAUAUGGACUUGAUGCAGCGCAUUAUUACACGACACCUGGGCUGACAUGGGAUGCCAUGUUAAAGUAUACGAAUAUAAGAUUGGAGCUCCUCACUAACAUUGACAUGGUAAUGUUUAUUGAACGCGGAAUUAGAGGUGGGAUUAGUCAGUGCACUAAUCGUUAUGCGAAGGCUAACAAUCCUUACAUGGAAGAAUUUAAUGAAAGUGAGGAAACAUCUUAUAUUGUAUACUUUGACGCAAAUAAUUUGUAUGGUUGGGCCAUGAUUCAGUCUCUUCCCUAUGGUGGCUUCAAGUGGGAAGAAAAUGUUGAUAUUAAUUUUGAUUUUAACGUUGCAGAUGAUGCGCCAAUUGGCUACAUUUUGGAAGUUGAUUUGGAUUAUCCAAAUGAACUUCAUGAAAAACAUAGUGAUUUUCCGUUUUGCCCAGAACGCUCGAAGCCACCAGGAUCAAAAGAGCAAAAGCUCCUAACUACCCUCCUGCCGAAACGAAAGCACGUUCUCCAUUACCGUGCUUUGAAACAAGCUUUAGAACAUGGUCUUGUGUUAGUUCAAAUUCAUCGAGUUUUAAGAUUCAAGCAAUCAACAUGGCUAAAAACGUACAUUGAUUUUAAUACAACAAAAAGAACUAAUGCAAACAAUGAGUUUGAAAAAAAUCUAUUCAAGUUGAUGAACAACGCGGUAUUUGGCAAAACAAUGGAGAACGUGCGAAAACACGUUGACAUUAAACUCGUUACAAAGUGGGAGGGUAGGUAUGGAGCUGAAGCUUUGAUCGCGAAACCGAAUUUCCACAGCAGGGCCAUUUUUAAUGAAAACUUGGUUGCCGUGGAACUUCGGAAAAUGGAAGUCUUGAUGAACAAGCCACUGUAUGUUGGACUGACAGUCUUAGAUGUUUCAAAAACUUUAAUCUACGAUUUCCAUUAUGAUUACAUGUUAAAAAAAUAUGAUGAAAAGAAAUUGAAAUUAUUGUACACCGACACUGAUAGCCUGAUUUAUGAAAUCAAAUGCUCUGACAUUUAUGCUGAUAUGAAAGACGAUAUCCACAAAUUUGAUACUUCCGAUUACCCGGUGAAUAACGUGUACAAUAUUCCGCAAGCCAACAAAAAAAUUUUAGGAAUGAUGAAAGAUGAAUGCUGCGGAAAAAUUGUAACAGAAUUUGUUGGCUUGCGGAGCAAGAUGUACAGCGUUCGUGUUGAAAAUCAAGAUUUCAUAAAAAAGGCUAAAGGUGUAAAAGCUGGCGUUGUAAAAAAAUCUAUUAGUUUUGAUGAUUACGUGUAUUGUCUCCGAAAUGUAAAUAUGCAAUCUAGAACUCAGUAUACAAUCAGAUCAAAACUGCACAAAGUGCAAACAGUAAAGCAAACCAAAAUUGCAUUGAGUCCUUUUGACGAUAAAAGAUAUUUGUUAUCAAACAGUACCGACACCCUUGCAUGGGGACAUUGUAAAAUUGUUGAAAUUAUGGAUGAAGAAAAUUAA
Messenger RNA from Leptopilina boulardi, 3825 nucleotides. RefSeq lists its product as uncharacterized. The coding region runs from base 1 to 3825 and encodes 1274 amino acids. The record is from RefSeq and is a predicted model, not a curated record. Lineage: Eukaryota; Metazoa; Arthropoda; Insecta; Hymenoptera; Figitidae. The transcript has a single exon.